Molecule: messenger RNA, 4893 nt
Organism: Drosophila innubila
Lineage: Eukaryota; Metazoa; Arthropoda; Insecta; Diptera; Drosophilidae
Gene: fru
Product: sex determination protein fruitless
Exons: 6
Coding region: 23-2098 (691 amino acids)
Biological process (GO): regulation of transcription by RNA polymerase II
Cellular component (GO): nucleus
Molecular function (GO): protein binding
Source: RefSeq, a predicted model, not a curated record
GUACAACACUGAACAAGGAGCUAUGGACCAGCAAUUCUGUUUACGCUGGAACAAUCAUCCUACAAAUCUGACCGGCGUGCUCACCUCACUGCUGCAGCGUGAGGCGCUCUGCGAUGUCACUCUCGCCUGUGAGGGUGAAACAGUCAAGGCACAUCAAACAAUACUGUCAGCCUGCAGUCCAUAUUUCGAGACGAUUUUCCUACAGAAUCAGCAUCCACAUCCCAUCAUCUAUUUGAAAGAUGUCAGAUACUCAGAGAUGCGCUCCCUGCUCGACUUCAUGUACAAGGGCGAGGUCAAUGUGGGUCAGAGUUCGCUGCCCAUGUUUCUUAAAACCGCCGAAAGUCUGCAGGUGCGCGGUCUCACAGACAACAACAAUCUGAACUAUCGUUCCGAUUGCGAUAAGAUGCGUGACUCGGCCGCCAGUUCGCCAACUGGACGCGGUCCCAGCAGCUAUGGAGGAGGUCUGGGCGCCGAUGUGCGCGAUUCCCGGGACUCUCUGCGCUCCCGCUGCGAACGCGACCUGCGCGACGAUUUGCAGCGCAGCAGCAGCAGCAGUCUCAGUUUGAGCGAACGCAGCUCUGCCGCCGCGGCCGCUGCUGCAGCGGCGGCUGCUGUCGCUGCCGCUGGCGGCAAUGUGAACGCCGCUGUCGCUGCGCUGGGUCUGACAACCAGCGCCGGCGAACGAUCUCCCAGCGUGGGCAGCGCCAGUGCUGCGGCGGCUGCAAUGGCUGCCGCUGUGGCGGCCGCUGCCAACAGGAGCGCCAGCGCCGAUGCGCUGAAUAGUCGCGGCGACGCGUGCAGCGACCGAGGCAGCGAUAGGGGCACGUUGGAGCGGGCUGAUAGUCGGGAUGAGUUGCUGCAGCUGGACUACAGCACUAAGGAUAAUAAUAAUAGUAACAGCAGCAACAACAACAAUAAUAAUAACAACAACAGCAGCAGUAGUAGCAACAAUAAUAAUAACAACAACAACAACAACAAUAGCAGCAACAACAACAACAAUAACAACCGAGAGCGCAACGAUAGCAGAGACAGAGAUCGGGAUAGAGAGCUCUCCACGACGCCGGUAGAUCAGCUGUGUAGUAGUAAGCGCAGACGUAAGAACUCAUCAUCCAACUGUGAUAAUUCGUUGUCCUCGAGCCAUCAUGCGAAUGCGGCCCACAUACAGGACACGCACUACGCGCAGGACUCUCAGGCCAGUGCACACAGCAAUUUCAAGUCGAGUCCUGUGCCAAAAACAGGCGGCAGCACAUCCGAGUCGGAGGAUGCUGGAGGCGGUAGACGAGACUCGCCGCUAUCAAUGACAGUUGGCCAUCUGGGCGGUGGCAAUGUGGGCGCGGCCAGUGCGCUAAGCGGUCUCAGCCAGUCGCUAAGUAUUAAGCAGGAGCUAAUGGAUGCACAGCAGCAGCAACAGCAACAUCGCGAACAUCAUGUGGCGCUGCCUCCCGAAUACUUGCCGAGCGCUGCUACACUGAAAAUGCAUGCGGAGGAUAUGUCAACGCUCCUCACACAACACGCGCUGCAGGCUGCGGAUGCGCGGGAGGAGCACAAUGACGCCAAACAGUUGCCACUCGAUCAGACGGACAACAUUGACGGCGCCUCUAUACGUCACCAUCUGUCGACACCGCUCUCAACCUCAUCGUCGGCCUCACCACCGCCGCCGCCCUUUGGCAUGCAACUGUCGACGAUCCUGAAGAACGAGUAUCAUCCUCUGCAUUAUAUACGUGCCACUGGCAACGGCCACGGUCAUGGCAACAGCGGAACAGGGGGCACGCCUCCCGCCUCCCUGCAUGGCUAUAAUCAGGCGCAAGCGAGCGCCUUGGGCGGCUCCAGUACACCGACAACCGGCAGCGGUCACAAUUCACAUCACACCAUGUCCUAUCACAAUAUGUUCACGCCGUCCCGCGAUCCUGGCACCAUGUGGCGUUGCCGCUCCUGCGGCAAGGAGGUAACCAACCGCUGGCAUCACUUUCACUCGCAUACCGCCCAGCGUUCCAUGUGCCCCUAUUGUCCGGCCACCUACAGUCGGAUCGACACAUUGCGUUCGCAUCUGCGGGUCAAACAUCCGGAUCGCCUGCUCAAGCUGAACUCCUCGAUAUAAGGACGAACAACAAUAUCCCAACAGCAACAAUUACCAACAAAGGAUAAACAUUUUAGGUUGAAAGUCAAUAGAUUGAAAAUGAUACAGCAAAAUAUAUAAAAAUAAAAACUGUCAAUAGUUUUAUUAAGCGUUUAGCUCGCAACAUUUUCCUACUAACGUGUAAGUUAUUUGCCUCGGAGUCCUAUGUACAUCCAUCGAUAUCGAUAUCUAAAUAGUUUAACAGAUCCUUAUUAUAAUUCUUUGCAUUUAGUCAACUCCAAAGUAGCUUGUACAUUUUCCGCUUUAUUCUUAUUGGCAGAAUGAAUGAAUAAUUAAACGCCUCAAGCAAUAACCCAAAAUAUAUAGAACCGAAGAUGCUAAAAACAAUAUACAAUAUAAUACAGCAGGCAUACAUACAUAUAUACAAGUACAUAUAUAUAUAUAUAUAUAUACAUAUAUACUUAGUACAUACCAUAUAAAUGGCUAGUUAUAACUUUUUUUCCUAACAAUGUAAACGAGUGAAAACGAUUUGAGCACACAAAUAUGAUAUGAAAUGAGAGCUAACCAAAAUGGUUUCGAUUGCUUCAAAUGGAACUCACAUUUAGUAAGAAUGUGUUCUCAAAUAGAGUAUGUAUGAAGCGAAAUUAGAAUUGAUGUAAAACCUUACUAAUGCUACUACUACAAAACAACUUUAAAGGUUUCUGCGUGUUGUUUCCUAAUCUAAUAAAUAAAUACACAUAUGCUUAUAAUUAAUGCUAAUAUAUGAUGAAUACUAUACACAUAAUUGUAAAGCGUUUAGUUAACUAAAUCUAAAUGUAAAACAGAACGCUGGUUUUAACGGCACGGACCAUUUAAGAACUGAUCCGGAAGUCAAAGUCACCGACACGUACUACUCAUAUAUAAUGUCACAUUAGUAUUUAGUUUCUAUACACAUAUACAUACACGUAUAUGUUUGUGUAUAUAUAAUUUGUUUAAUUUUACUAUACGUUAUUAUUAUAAUUUUUGCAAAGAGUAGUAACAAUUACUCAAAGAACUACGAAGAAAUUUUGAUAUACCUCAGAUGCAUUUCAGUUUUAUUGUUGAUGGAUUGCUUAAUUUUAAUGAAUUGUCUUUAUAUAAACAAUUACAAGUACAUAGAAAUUAUUUUAAUUAUUAAUUUAAAAGCAACAUGCACAUACAUACAUACACACAAAUGCACAGUAAAUGGCAAAUCAUUUUUAAUGUUUGUUUAUUUGUUUGUUUCUUAGAUUCUUAGUUUGCGUGUAAAUGUGUUUUAGUUUUCUUUGUAUGACUAAAGUUCUUGAUAAGUUGUAAGUUUUUAGACUAAAUGCGAACCACUUGAACCACCUCACAUUUUUGUUAAACAUUAUUAAUAAGCUUGCUUAUGUAUUUAUAGAAAUAAAAACAAACAAAAAAAAAUGUUUAAAUUUGUGUAAAACAUUAUCUAUAAUUAUAAACUUCAAACUAUUCAUAUCAAAAGUUGCUAAGUAAAGGAAAUGUUAAACCAAUAAAAUUAUUACUCUAAAACAAAUUUGAUAACAUAAUUAUGCACUUACCUUGUGUAAGUAAUUAAUUCUAUAAUUCGCUAAUAGGAACUCACCAGAUAAUUUGAGAACUUUAUUAUAAUUAAAUUUGCUUGAGUUAAGUAAUUAAUUUUAAACAUUUUGUGAUAAACAAAAUUAUGGUUGGCACUUAUUCAAUUUAAUAAUGGCAUAGUUAUUAAACAUUAAAGAAAACCCUUAACAAAAAGAAAGCAAACAAAAAAAAUCAAUGUGAUAUUUUCGGCACAAAACUUGAAAACAACAAAUAUAAUUAGGGAAAGGCAACAUCGAAAUAUUGUUACACAUACAUAUUAAAAUUAUAUUUGAUCAUUUUUGUUGCUUGCCUUUUAAUUAUCUUUGUUAAAUAAGUAAUUAUCAAAAUUGUUAUAUUUCGGUCCAAAGCACAAAAUGUAUAAAAUAAUUUCUUAGUUUAUAACUUACUGCUAUUACUUCUAUUUAGUUUCAUGCACUGUUUUAAGCCUAUGUAUGUGUAUACAAAAAUUAUAUACAACUUUAUGAUUAUAAUUUUAUUUAGUUUUAAAACUAUUCAGUUUAGAUACAUAUAAUAGAAGCAACAAAAUUGAAGCAACUUCUACAGCAACAGCACAAAAUUUUAAGGAAAAUUUAACCACAACACACAGAUUUAUGUACCAAAAAUGUAAUAAAUAUGAAAUUAUAUUAAAAACAAAACAAGUUACUAUAGUUAUACUAAAAAUUUACAAACACACACAGCCGAAGGAUUGGUCAUUAUUCGGACUCUUCUAUAUAUACAUUAAACUCACUGGACUCUGAAGUAUUUUUAUACAUAAAGCAUUACAUCUGCAGACAUUGAGUAACCACACAAAAGAUGUUUUAUAGAUGAAGUUAAUAACAAUUAUGUGGACAAAUAGUUUUUUUAUAAACUUGUAUCACGCAUAACACACAAUUGAUGUAAUUUGUUUUUCCCUCUGCACUUCUAUGAUUUGAUAAAAAACCAAAUAAGUAAUGAUUAUAAUAACGAUGCUCAAAUACUAACCUAUAUGGUAUGUAUGUAAUUGUCCCUUUUACUAUUAUAUAAAUCAUAACACAAAUGGAAAAUAUUAUAAUCGAAAUAAUUUUUUGGUCGUCUACAAAUAAAUAUAAAACAAUCCAUAUAUACACACAUACGAAUACAUAAUAUGCUUACGAAUAAUAUGCAUAUAAUACAAAUUUAUUCAAAUCCAAUCAAAAAUAUAAAUCACUAGCAGCAUUUUUAUGUCACACAAAAUAAAACCAAAUAAAAUUUAUGAUUAUUAU